AUGGCUCCGACGACCAUCGUCUCCGUGCACAACCCCGAAUGCUACGUCAAAGUCUACACGCCCCUCCAACACCACGGCUACAAUACCGUCCGCGUGCAUCUAGCCUCCAUCGACCCUUCCCACCCCAUCCACGACUGGUCCGAAGACAUCUCCCGGAUCCGAUCAGCCAUCGAAGAAGCCGCCAACUCUGGCCACAACGUCCUCGUCGUAGGCCACUCCUACGGCGGCCUCCCCAGCAGCGAAGCAAUCGCCGUUCUAGACCUCGCCUCUCAAACAUCCGCAAACCUGCCCGGCGGCGUUACGCACUUGUUCUACUGCUGCUCCUUCGUCCUGUCCGAAGGGCAAUCUCUCGACUCGGCCUUCGCUAGCGCUGUGAUACCCUGGUAUGACGUUUCCGCGGAUAAGAUGUUGUACAAGUGCAAGACUCCCAUCGAGAUGUUCUACAACGACUUGCCCGAGGAGGAGGCGAAAGCUGCAGUGGCGAUGUUAAGGCCGCAUGCGUUUCAGAUAACGUUUUCGAAGGUGACGUAUGCGGCGUGGAAGCAUGUGCCGAGUACGUGUCUUUACUGUACGGCGGAUCAGGCGAUUCCGUAUGAGGUGCAGAAAAUGAUGGUGGAGGAGGGAGCGAAGGGGUUUGGGAUCAGGACGGAGACGGCGGAGGUGAGCCAUAGUCCGUUUUAUUCGAAGCCUGAGGUUAUGGUGGAUGUGAUACGGAGGGCGGCUGGGGAGGAUGUUUAG
Fulvia fulva is the source of this 738-nucleotide messenger RNA. Its product is annotated as Alpha/beta hydrolase nvfD. The record is from RefSeq and is a predicted model, not a curated record. Lineage: Eukaryota; Fungi; Ascomycota; Dothideomycetes; Mycosphaerellales; Mycosphaerellaceae. Bases 1 to 738 code for a protein of 245 amino acids. The transcript is spliced from 2 exons.